Molecule: messenger RNA, 1044 nt
Organism: Linnemannia hyalina
Lineage: Eukaryota; Fungi; Mortierellomycota; Mortierellomycetes; Mortierellales; Mortierellaceae
Source: the annotation of a GenBank genome assembly
AUGGAGACAGAAUACCUCGACAUUGUGAACAAGGAACUCCACGACAUCCAACAGUUCUUUGCCCACUACUACUACCCCUCUCCACCUCUCACCAACCCGCAACACGCUCUUACCGUCCUCCCACUCCUCAAACCCAACACAACCCUUACCUCACCUCCAUCUUCCUCACUACCUUCGCCUUACUACGAUACCGACACCCUCCAUGGAGACGGUGAUGACCUGUUCGACUUCCCGUCCCUCUACCAUACUUCACCUCCACCCCCGUCCUCUUGUGGAGAAGAGAUGGACCGGUAUGUGGCAGACAUCCGGGACCGGUACAAGCAACUCAAGGCGGUUCAGGACCAGAUGCAUCUCGAGUUGACUCGUUCCCGCAUCCUGAGACAGUCCAUUGAAGUUGUUGGUGUCACCAAGGUCGAUGACGACGUGAGGUUGUCUCUUUCGCCAUUGCAGGAGAAGAAGAAGGGCGAGCAUUCGAAUGUGAGGCGCGAGAAGGUUGAGCCAUUGCCAUUCAGUGAUUCGCCUGGAGGGAAGGAGUCCAUGACCUCAUUGCCAUUCAGCGAGUCGCCUGCCAGUACUACUACUACUACUAAGCCAACACCACAAGAAACUACCGGCACCACUAUUAUCACUACCACCACCGGAACCGGCACUACAAUCACUACUACCGCCACCUCAACAACAACAGCAGAAACUGCAGGUCCAUUCUCUAUCCGCCCGCAAGAACCACCACAGACGAACCCGUUCACGCUUGCAAAUGUCCGACGCCUGAUAGACAUGAUCUACCGGGACGCUAAAACAUUGUUAUCCUCAUCCCCAAUCAUGACCUACACCUUCUUGGGCAUGGUGUUUGGAGUGCUCCUUGUCAGUUGGCUGGACUGUGCUAACUACGACAUCGACAGCAUCAACAACAACAACAACAACAACCAUCGCGUCGUUGAUCUGCAGGCUCCAAUGACGGACCAGGCGACCCACAGCACAUUUGUUCCUCCUGUCCCAGAGGAGUUUGUUCCUCCUGCCCCUCGUUAUCCUUGGCCACGCCAUUAG